UAAUACUAUCUUCGUAACCCUAUCUACAAAACUCUAAUUGAUUCUUCUCUCAAAUCCUCUGUUCUGUUUCCACGUCAGACACCCCUCGCGAGUUCUGUCUCUCUCUCUCUCUCUCUCUCUCUCUCUCAUGGCUUCCACCGACUCAUCGCUAGGCGACUCACGCCUGCUGAUCGUUUCCAAUCGCCUUCCCAUCACUAUUAGACGAUCUGGGAAUGGCAAGUAUGAAUUUUCGAUGUCUUCCGGUGGACUAGUGACCGGAUUGAGUGGUUUGUCUAAGACAACAACCUUCCAAUGGUACGGAUGGCCAGGAUUGGAAGUACCGGAGGAUGAAGUCCCUUCUGUGAAACAGAGACUCAAAGACGAAUUCGGUGCAACUCCGGUGUUCAUGGAUGACAAACUAGCGGAUCGCCACUACAAUGGCUUCUCCAACUCGAUCCUUUGGCCUCUGUUGCACUAUCAUCCUGGUGAGAUUGUGUUUGAUGAGGGUGCCUGGGAUGCCUACCGUGAGGCAAAUCUUCUAUUCGCCAAGACCAUCGCUAAGGAAGCCCAAGAGGGUGACCUGGUCUGGGUGCAUGAUUAUCAUCUCAUGCUUCUUCCCGAAUUGCUUCAGGAGCAACUUAGUCUCCUGGGAAAGAAGAAUAUUCGGAUUGGAUUUUUCCUUCACACACCAUUCCCCAGUAGUGAAAUCUACAGAAUCCUGCCCGUUAGAGCCGAACUUCUGCGAGGUUUGCUGCAUUGUCACUUAAUCGGCUUCCAUACCUAUGACUACGCGCGUCACUUCUUAAGCAGCUGUGCUCACAUACUCGGAUUGGUGACGACCCCUAGCAGCGUAAAAUACGAAGGCAGGUCUAUCAAUGUUGGGGCUUUCCCCAUUGGAAUCGACCCCGACAAGUUCACUGAAGGCUUGAAGAGCCCGAAGGUGCAAAAUCGCAUCGCGAGUCUGGAGAAUAAAUUUCAGGGAACAAAAUUGAUGGUCAGCGUUGACCGCCUGGAUUACAUUAAGGGCAUCCCUCAGAAGUUACACGCCCUAGAAGUCUUUCUUCAAAACCAUCCAGAAUGGGUUGGUAAGGUCGUCCUGGUUCAGGUGGCUGUCCCAAGUCGUCAGGAUGUCGAAGAAUACCAGAAUUUAAGAGCGGUAGUGAAUGAGCUAGUGGGCCGAAUCAAUGGCAAAUUCGGGACGGUGGACUACAUGCCUAUACAUUUCAUGCACAAGUCGGUGAGCUUCGACGAACUCAUUGCUUUAUAUGCGGCAUCAGAUGCCUGCGUUGUCUCUUCGACUCGCGAUGGAAUGAAUUUGGUAUCCUUCGAGUACAUCGCAACUCAACAGAAGCGCAAAGGCGUUCUCAUCUUGUCUGAAUUUGCCGGUGCUGCCCAGAGCCUCAACGGAAGCAUUGUUGUCAAUCCGUGGAACACCGAGGAGCUAGCAGAGGCGUAUCAUGAGGCAGUUUCAAUUAGCGAAGAACAGCGCGCCGUUCAAUUUGCAAAGCUCUACAAGUACAUCUCAAAAUACACAAGUGCUUUCUGGGGUCAGUCGUUUGUGGCCGAGAUGGCUCAAUGCUCAUCUUGAUAUCCUAAAAUCUAUCUUUCCUUCGUUAUCUUCAGUCUUUCUGGGUACAGUCAAGCGUGACGGUUAUGUUUCUUUUCGUGAUGGCAUAGCAUCGAUUCUAAUACAUAGAUCUAAUGACAUUCUGACGAGGCUUAGCAACAGUUAUGUUUAAUUCAGCU
Aspergillus pseudotamarii is the source of this 1725-nucleotide messenger RNA. RefSeq names its product glycosyltransferase family 20 protein. The record is from RefSeq and is a predicted model, not a curated record. The coding region runs from base 128 to 1567 and encodes 479 amino acids. Gene Ontology annotation, molecular function: alpha,alpha-trehalose-phosphate synthase (UDP-forming) activity. The transcript has 5 exons. Gene Ontology annotation, cellular component: cytosol; alpha,alpha-trehalose-phosphate synthase complex (UDP-forming). Lineage: Eukaryota; Fungi; Ascomycota; Eurotiomycetes; Eurotiales; Aspergillaceae. Gene Ontology annotation, biological process: trehalose biosynthetic process; cellular response to heat.